Molecule: messenger RNA, 1350 nt
Organism: Arctia plantaginis
Lineage: Eukaryota; Metazoa; Arthropoda; Insecta; Lepidoptera; Erebidae
Source: the annotation of a GenBank genome assembly
AUGGAAAACUCCAAGCAAUUAAAUCGCUCAGAGGACGACACCGAGUUACAAUACAAUCAGGACAGCAGUCAAGAAUGCAUCAUUACUACGGAACUAGUCGAAAGCGAGGAAGAAACGGACAACCGUACGAACGACGUGGACAUCAUGGCGAAUACACAACAGACGUUCGAACUGCCCAAGAUAUCGAAGAGGAGCAACAACAAACCAAAAGGAAAAGGUAUGGGCAAGAAGAGUGCGAAUCAUCAGAGGAAAAUUGUGGAGACGCUGGGUUUCAUGAUAUGGUUGAAAGAUUUUUGGGACAACGAGCACACCAUAAAACUGAUGGGCCAAUUUCUGACGAAGCUUCGCGACUAUUGUUAUCGCAACAACGAACACAAGAUGUUGAAAAUAGUACGACCCAUGAAGGAGGUAUUCAAGGCGAUCAUAAUCGAUAUGGAGAAGCAAAAGCAAUCCUUAAAAAGCAUUUCUUGGGAUCUUUUCGAACAAUGGGCCUUAAAUGCAGGAUUAUACACGAUGUAUACGAAUUGCCAUCAGAUGGUUUGGGAAACAGAUUUCGAAGAGACGUUAUUCAGAAUAUUCGGGGAAAUCUACAGCCAGGAUGCCCAAGAAGGGUCGGAAAUCAGCGAGGACGAGGAAUGCUCAUUAUUGCCGAGCAUCAAGACCACAUCCACGUUAUCCACGACUGUACGUACGGAGGAGGAUCCUGCCGAUGUAGAUAUAUGCGAUAUCUCAGUGAAUACACGACCGAGGACCAAGAAAACAGUGAAAUUCAGCUCACCCCCUGGUCACAGAUCGAGCGAAGUGUUGACCUCGAAGUUGAAAAUGAGCUCGAAAAAAUUCAAUACGGACUCGGAGAAGCGGCCUGCCAAACGUCGCAUCUCAUCAGACACGGAAGAGGAGGAGCUUGUACUAACGGUCAAGAAACCAAUGAAGAGCAACAAUCCACCACCCGUAGAAGAGAACAACACGGACAGCGAUGCCUCAGACAACUUAGAAGGUUUGCUCGACGGAGUUGUCCAACAGCAAUCAUUACGCUUGACCACUGGUGCAAUCUCACAGAAUAUCUCGGUAAAGCACCUCGAUCAAUUAGUUAUUUUGAAGUCGCGGGGAGAACGUGGGUUGAAGGUGGUGAAAUUAGAAAUAUACAGCGAUUGUUUGAGGAAACCAAAAACGGAAUGGUGGAAGAGUGCGGAAUUCCGCGGAACCUUCCUGUCCUAUGGAGCCGAAUCGCGUGUACAGAAGUUGACCAAUCAACUGAAAACGGAGGCCUACAAACAAGUAGCCAAAACAAAGGACGUGGAAAUGGAGACUUUACACUGGAUUACUCUAAAAAGAAAAAAAGCAAAUUAG